This is a messenger RNA of Budorcas taxicolor (takin), 1587 nucleotides long. RefSeq names its product PRAME family member 8-like. Bases 1 to 1587 code for a protein of 528 amino acids. The record is from RefSeq and is a predicted model, not a curated record. Lineage: Eukaryota; Metazoa; Chordata; Mammalia; Artiodactyla; Bovidae. Gene Ontology annotation, biological process: negative regulation of DNA-templated transcription; positive regulation of cell population proliferation; negative regulation of apoptotic process. Gene Ontology annotation, cellular component: cytoplasm. The transcript is spliced from 4 exons.
AUGAGAUUAGAAAGACCUGUAAAAGUCUCAGCCUCUGAAGAAAGGAUGCAGAAUCUUCUGACUCCUGAGUCACUGGCUGAGUCCUCCCAGGGCCUAUGGUCUGAGCACCACACCAACCACAUCACAGUGGAUUCAUUUUGGCGAAGAGUCAGGAUGAAUGUCCCAACCCCACCCAGACUCCUGGACCUUGCAAGAACAAGCCUGCUGAGGGAUGAGGACUCAGUCAUUUCUGCUCUGGAGUUUCUACCCAUGGAGCUCUUCCCACCCCUCUUCGUGGAAGCAUUCCAAGGGCGACACAUUGAGACCCUGAAGGCCAUGGUGCAAGCCUGGCCCUUUGUCCGCCUGCCUCUGGGGGCCCUGAUUGACCUGCCUCAUGUGGGGCCCCUACAAGCAGUCCUGGAAGCACUUGACAUCCUCCUUGCCCAGAAGGUUCCCUCAAGGAGGUGCAAACUGCGGGUGCUAGAUUUGCGGGACACAGAUCAUAAAUUCUGGAGCAUGUGGUCUGGAGCCAACAAUCGUGGAUGCACAAGCUCAGGAAGAGCACCAGUGAUUGAACCCAGCUCGAUAACAAAGCAGCACUUGGCGCCAUUGAGGGUUUUCACAGAACUUUCCCUGAAAAAAAGGACCCUGAAUAACUUCCUUACCUACCUUCUCCGGUGGGUGGAGCAGAGAAAAGCUUCCAUACAUCUGUGCUGUAAGAAGCUGAAGAUCUUUUCGAUGUCAAUGGAAAAUAUUGUGAAGGUCUUGAGCUUGGUGCAGCUGGACUGUAUCCAGGAGGUGCAGGUGAAUUGCACCUGGCAUCUGUCCACCCUGGCCACGUUUGCUCCUUUCCUGGGCCGCAUGAGUAAUCUGCAAAGACUCGUUCUCUUCCCUAUCCAUGUAUCUGCCUUUAGGAAGCACGAGCAGGAUCACAUUGUGCAAAUUACCUCCCAGUUCCUGAGGCUGGGCCACCUCCGGGAUCUUCAUCUGGACUCUCCCUCCUUUCUUGAAGACUGCCUGGACCAGAUGCUCAGGUGCCUGAAGACCACCUUGCACAACCUCUCAAUAACUAAAUGCCGACUUACGGAAUCAGACUUGAUCCACUUGUCCCAGUGCCCGAACAUCUGUCAGCUAAAAAGCCUGGAAAUGAUUGGUGUCACCAUGACUGAUUUUAGUCCUGAACUGCUCCAAGUUCUGCUGGAGAAAGUUGCAGCCACCAUCCAGAAACUGUACUUAGACCAGUGUGGGAUCAUGGACUCCCAGUUUGAGGCCAUCCUGCCUGCCCUAAGCCGCUGCUCCCAGCUCAGUUCCUUCAGCCUAUGUGGGAAUCUUCUCUCCAUGGCUGUCAUGGAGAAGAUGCUGCGACACACCGCUGGGCUGUCCUGUUUAAGUCAGGAGUGGUAUCCUGCCCCUCAGGAGAGUUACAGCCCUCAGGGUGUCCCCCUGGAAGGCAGACUUGCUCACCUUUGGACUCAGCUGUUAGAGAUUCUGAGAGACUUAGGCCAGCCCAGGAUCAUCAGGAUUUUCCUAAGUCCCUGUCCUCACAAUGGUGAUGACUUAUGUCAUCAUGUGGAGCCCAUUAUAUACAGCUAUAGUACCCCUGCCUAG